Molecule: messenger RNA, 1246 nt
Organism: Schistosoma curassoni
Lineage: Eukaryota; Metazoa; Platyhelminthes; Trematoda; Strigeidida; Schistosomatidae
Source: the annotation of a GenBank genome assembly
UCUGGCUAAGGAACUGACUGCGUUGUUUAUAGAUGCCUUGGAACUAGAGAGUGUUCCAACAUCAUGGAAUGAGUCGAUAGUUGUCUCUGUCUUUAAGAGGUUCACGUCGUUCCUGUAACAACUAUCGUGGGAAAAAUCUACUUCCGAUUGCGUCCAAGCUAUUGGCUUCCGUCAUACUUCAUAGGUUGUUCAAAACCGGAGAAAGAUUGACUCGCGAGUAGCAGGCUGGGUUUCGUUCCGGUCGAGGAUGAAUUGAUCAUAUCUUCACCCUCCGCCAAAUGUUAGAACACCGUCAUUCUUAUCAAAGGCCAACAAUCGUAGUGUUUCUUGACAUCAGGGCUGCCUUCGAUUCGUUGGACAGGACUGUUCUCUGGGAUCGUCUAUUGAAGAUGAGUGUGCCUGAGAAUUUCAUUAACAUCCUAAAUGCCCUAUAUACAAACACCUCAGGUAGAGUGAGGGCAUACAACCACCUCUCUCCAUUGUUCCAUUCGAGCAAUGGGGUUAGACAGGGUUGCCCAACCUCACCAUUCCUCUUCAACUUUGCCAUCGAUGACAUUCUGGAAACAGCUCUGAUGGAUGUAAGUAAUGGUGGUGUGGAUCUGUUGCCUGGAGAAAGACUUCUCGACCUUGAGUAUGCGUAUGAUAUUGUCUUACUGUGUGAUAAUGCCCAAGGCAUGCAAUCCGCGCUUAACCAGUUGGCAAUCAGUGUCCGUAGGUACUGUAUGUUCUUUACACCUUCGAAGUGCAAAGUACUUCUACAAGACUGGCAGGAUUCUAAUCCUUUACUCACCCUGGAUGGUGAGCAGAUAGAAGUAGUCAAGAAGUUCGUGUAUCUAGGUAGCUGCAUAAAUGCUGGUGGUGGCGUUAGUGAUGAGAUCAAUGCACGUAUAGUGAAAGCCAGAGCGGCUUAUGCCAAUCUGGGCCAUCUUUGGCGCCUUCGUAAUGUUAGUCUGGCUGUAAAAGGUCGAAUCUACAAGGCGUCGAUGAGAGCAGUUUUGCUCUGUGCUUGUGAAACCUGGCCUCUCCGAGUUGAGGAUGUUAGACGACUUUCUGUGUUCGAUCAUCGCUGUCUCCGAAGGAUUGCUGACAUCCAGUGGCAACACCAUGUUGGUAAUGCAGAGGUUCGGCAUCGUGUGUUCGGGCAGAGACGAUAAUGCAAUUGGUGUCACCAUCUUGAAACACCGACUUCAGUGGCUUGGACAUGUUCUACGAAUAUCGUCCCAGACAAUUCGUGCAUUAUUUGCCG